CCACAGAAAGGGGUGCUGCAGGCACAUGAUACCUCUUCAUUAUCCACAGUAACCAUGAGAAACAAAAGCUCACAACCGAAGGAGCGCCCUCGCUCUGCAAUCCUUGCUCCUGAUGAAAACACCGUAACCUCAAUAUUCAAUAACAGGAGAUCACAACAGCCUACAGCACUUUCGAAAAGUGUCUCGAUACAGAACAUUGCAGGAGUCGGGAAUGAUGACAACUUAAUAAACACUUGGAAAUUCCUGUCGCAGUCAACAGACUCCUUAAAUAAAAUCAGCCGGGUUAAUGAGUCCACGGAAUCACUGGUUGAUGAAGGUGCAGACAUGAAUGAGGGACAGCUGAUGGGAGACCUGGAAUUCGAUUCCAAGCAGCUGGAGGCAGAGUCCUGGAGCCAAGUAGUGGACACCAAGUUCUUACAGCAGCAGAACAAAGAUGUUGUCAUGCGGCAAGAUGUCAUUUACGAGCUAAUGCAGACUGAAAUGCAUCACGUCCGCACCCUGAAGAUCAUGAACGAUGUAUACAGCGCAGGGAUGUUGAAGGAACUGCAGUAUGAUCAACAAGUCGUGGACAAGAUCUUUCCCUGCCUGGAAAACUUGCUGCACAUCCACAGUCACUUCUUCCAGCGGAUUCUGGAAAGGAAGAAGGAGUCAUUGGCAGACAAAAACGAAAAGAACUUUGUUAUAAAGAGGAUAGGUGACGUCUUGGUGAAUCAAUUCUCCGGUGAGAGCGCUGAGCGAAUGAAGAAAACAUACGGCAAAUUCUGCGGGCACCACAAUGAGGCAGUAAAUAACUUCAAAGAUUUGUACUCGAAGGACAAGCGGUUUCAGGCAUUUGUCAAGAAAAAAAUGAGCAGCUCCCUGGUGAGGCGUCUUGGGAUUUCUGAAUGUAUCUUGUUGGUAACACAGAGAAUCACAAAGUACCCAGUCCUGUUACAAAGGAUCCUGCAGUACACCAAAGAAAAUGAAGUGGAACACGAAGAUUUGACUCAGGCAUUAAACCUCAUUAAAGAUAUGAUCGCUGCAGUCAAUAACAAAGUCAGCAAUUACGAAAAGAAAAUGCGUCUUAGUGAGAUUUACAACCGGACGGAUAGCAAGUCCAUCAUGAGGAUGAAGAGCGGCCAGAUGUUCGCAAGAGAGGACUUGAGACAUCGGAAGCUCAUCCGAGAUGGGCCUGUUUCACUGAAAAAUGCAGCUGGCCGCUUGAAAGAAGUCCAGGCUGUUCUCCUCUCUGACGUGCUCGUAUUCCUUCAGGAGAAGGACCAGAAGUAUGUCUUUCCCUCACUGGACCAGAAAUCCACUGUGAUCUCUCUGAAGAAGCUGAUCGUACGGGAAGUGGCUCAUGAGGAGAAGGGCUUGUUCCUGAUCAGCAUGGGUGUAAAAGAUCCCGAAAUGGUGGAAGUCCAUGCCAGCUCCAAAGAAGAGCGUAACAGCUGGAUACAGAUCAUUCAAGACACAAUGAACACCAUGGAUAGAGAUGAAGAUGAAGGAGUCCCUUGUGAGUCCGAGUUUGAAAAGAAGGUGUCGGAUGCGAAAGUGAGAGGACUGAAAGAACAACUUCAGCAGAAGGAUAAGCAGAUCCUCCUCUUGCUGGAGGAGAAGGCCAAGAUCUUCCGGGACAUGGCAGACAGCUCUGUGCAAGAGGAAAUGCCAGGCUCCAGGCUGCUCUUCAGAGCCAACACAGAAGAGGCACCAAAAGGAGAGGCCAUUAUGAAAACAGCAAUAAAUGAAGUUGAACUGCUGCAAGACCUGGUGAACAGGAGCCUGGGCACUGCCCUGGGGCAGCAGGUCAGCAGCGCUGCCCUGGAGCAAGAAGGAGGAGUUGGCCCCAUCUCUCUCCCCAGGAGGGCAGAAACUUUUGGAGGAUUCGACAGUCAUCAGAUGAACGCCUCCAAGUGUGGAGCGAAAGAUGAAGGCGAUGAAGCUCAGGACCUGCGGAGAACAGAGUCAGACAGCAUUUUAAAGAAGGGUGGAAAUGCUAAUCUGAUGUUCAUGUUGAAAAGGAAUAACGAGCAGGUCCUCCAAACCAUUACCAGCCUCCAUAAGCUGCUCAGUGCUUUGCAGGGCGUCGUGCUGCAGCAGGACACCUACAUUGAGGACCAGAAGCUGGCUCUGAGCGAGAGGGCUCUGACCCGAAGCUUCUUCCGGCCAACCUCGCUGCUGGAGCAGGAAAAGCAGCGCAACCUGGAAAAGCAGCGCCAGGAAUUGGCCAACCUGAAGAAACAGCAGAUGCAGCACCAGGAGGAGCGGCGGAAGAGAGAAAAGGAGUGGGAAGUCCGGGAGAAGGAGCUGGCGGAGAAGGAGGCCCAUCUGGCCCAGCGAGAGGAGCAGGUCCAGAAAGGGUGGCAGGAUCUUGAGCGAGAGCGAGAGGAACUGCAGGUGAAGAAGGCCUCCUACCAGCUUGACCUGGAGAGGCUUCGCUCAGCGCAGAAGCAGCUGGAGAGGGAGAAGGCGCAGUUCAAGCAAGACAUGGAGCAAUUAGCUCAAAUGCAGCAGGAGCCUGACCACAACCAGCUUUCAAAUCUACAUGAGAAACUUGCAAGAAUCCCCUCCCAGUCCAGCACUGACGACUCCUCCAAGCAGAAGAGCCCUUCCCUUCCUAAACAAGGGCACUUUGAUGCAGAACUGUCUGUCUCCCCUAAAAGGAACAGUCUUUCAAGGACACACAAAGAGAAAAGCACUUUUCAUUUGCUUAGCACAAUAAACCAGACUAACAAGGCAGCUGAGGAACAGCCCCAGAUGCCUACCCGCCUUUUCAGUUUAGCCAAACCAAAGGAGAAGAAGGAGAAGAAGAAAAAGGGCAGGGGACAUCGCUCCCAACAGUCUGAUUCUCACUCAUCAGAAGCACCUCCAGAGGGUGAGGAGAUCUUCUGCUGAACACAGACGGUCCCAUCAGCGACUUUUGGCAUUGGUACCAUGGA
Molecule: messenger RNA, 2918 nt
Organism: Mesitornis unicolor (brown roatelo)
Lineage: Eukaryota; Metazoa; Chordata; Aves; Mesitornithiformes; Mesitornithidae
Gene: AKAP13
Product: A kinase (PRKA) anchor protein 13
Exons: 19
Biological process (GO): adrenergic receptor signaling pathway; positive regulation of canonical NF-kappaB signal transduction; regulation of Rho protein signal transduction
Cellular component (GO): membrane; actin cytoskeleton
Molecular function (GO): MAP kinase scaffold activity; guanyl-nucleotide exchange factor activity
Source: RefSeq, a predicted model, not a curated record